This is a messenger RNA of Megalobrama amblycephala (Wuchang bream), 1195 nucleotides long. Its product is annotated as LHFPL tetraspan subfamily member 6 protein. The coding region runs from base 471 to 1073 and encodes 200 amino acids. Gene Ontology annotation, cellular component: membrane. NCBI's taxonomy places the organism in Eukaryota, Metazoa, Chordata, Actinopteri, Cypriniformes, Xenocyprididae. The transcript has 4 exons. The record is from RefSeq and is a predicted model, not a curated record.
CGUUAGAGAGUGAGGGAGCGCGCUCGGACUCACAGUCUUGACUGCUGCCACACUGCGCUCAGUGCAGGGACACGGGCACACUGCUCAGUAUUUCGCGUCUCUUAUUAAAGACACUGGGAUUAUUUCAACGCUUUCCUGCAGGAGUGACAGUGAACUAAACACAAGCUGACCUCAGCAGACCUCAUUUAACGGAAUUUAACGCGCGUUUUCUGCGUGCGCAGAGCGAGUUGAGCCCCGUUCAGCGGACAAAGUUUAUUUCUGCUUCACGGUCCCAUGAAGCUGGACCGGAGUUUGAAUUAACACGCCAAUCAGAAUAUAUCUAUGUGACGGCACACAGAACCAUGGUGAAAACUGUAUGGAGAUAGACAUCCUCUUUCCAACAAGGGAAAAGGAACUAUUUUUUUGUGACAUCCUCAUUUUCCAAGCUCUCUUCUGGAAGUGUGUCCAGUAUUUAAAGUCAUUUGUCUAGCAUGGCAUCCAGCCUGACAUGCACAGGGAUGAUCUGGGCUCUGGUGUCCCUGCUGAGUGCAGCAGCUUCCUGCGUGGGCUUCUUCAUGCCCUACUGGUUGCUGGGCUCACAAAUGGAUAAGCCGGUGUCCUUCGGCACUUUCCGGCGGUGCUCGUAUCCCGUUCGGGAUGAGGAGAGGCAGGCUACGGUCAUGCUGGAGCAGUGCGGGCGCUAUGCAAGCUUUCAGGGCAUCCCGAGUGUGGAAUGGCGGAUCUGUACUGUUGUGACGGGGGUCGGAUGCGGCCUGCUGCUGCUGGUGGCGCUCACAGCGCUCAUGGGCUGCUGCAUAUCAGAGCUCAUCUCCAGAACCAUCGGACGCGCAGCAGGGGGCAUGCAGUUUCUUGGAGGUCUGCUCAUCGGUUCAGGAUGUGCUCUGUAUCCUCUCGGGUGGGACAGUGAGGAGGUCCGACAGACGUGUAACAACAGCUCAGAUCAGUUUGAACUUGGCUCUUGUCAGAUUGGCUGGGCAUAUUACUGCACCGGGGCGGGAGCCGCCUCCGCCAUGUUGCUGUGCACUUGGCUCGCCUGUUUCGCAGGGAAGAAACAAAAGCAAUACCCAUACUAGAAGAACGGACCUCAGCUACGGCCUGAACCACAGCAGGACGGAUGCCUUAGACUCAGUGGAGACCGGAUCUGUGGCCCAAGGCAUGAUGGCUUUCCUCAAUUACUGCAACUUCGACUCAUAAA